Messenger RNA from Triticum dicoccoides, 936 nucleotides. RefSeq names its product lecithin-cholesterol acyltransferase-like 1. Lineage: Eukaryota; Viridiplantae; Streptophyta; Magnoliopsida; Poales; Poaceae. Gene Ontology annotation, biological process: lipid metabolic process. The transcript has a single exon. The record is from RefSeq and is a predicted model, not a curated record. Bases 1 to 912 code for a protein of 303 amino acids.
AUGUCCAGGGGUCGUGACAAAGUCUGCCUGAUAAAGCUCCGCGACGAGCUGGAAGCACUGGGAUACCGCGAUGGAGACACCCUCUUCGGAGCUCCGUACGACCUACGACACGCUCCACCGCCGCCCGGCCAGCCAUCUCAGGUCUACUCCGAUUACUUCGCUCGUCUCAUGGGCCUGGUGCAGCAUGCGAGCAAGAAGAAGGGGGACAAGCCUGUCAUCCUGGUCGCGCAUAGCUUCGGCGGCAGAGUCGUCCUGGACUUCCUCAACUCGACGCCCUUGCCGUGGAGGCGAAGGUUCAUCAAGCAUUUGUUCCUAAUCUCGCCCUCGCCCCCCACGGGCUACAUGCUGGCGGUCACCAACUUAGCCUCAGGAUCGUCCGCCGUCCAGCUCCCAACCGUCUCAUCGCUUGCCUUGCGGCCGAUGUGGAGGACCUUCGCGAGUUCCUUUCUGUCCAUGCCGGCUCCCAGGGUAUUUGGCCACAGGCCGCUCGUCAUUACCAAGGAGAGGAACUACUCGGCGUAUGACUAUCCUGAUUUCCUCGCGGCGCUCGGUUUCAGCACCCACGAGAUCGUGCGCUUCGUGAAACGGGUGCUCCCGACAAUGCUGCGCGUCGACGCGCCGAUGGUGCCGACUACGUACCUCAAUGGCAUUGGCUUCCGGACGAUGGAGCAGGUGAUGUACCUGGAAGGCAGCUUCGAUGCCGCCACGGAGACGGUGUAUGGCCACGGAGAUGGGGCCGCGACUCUUGCUAGCAUCUUGGCGUUCGCCAGGGAGUUGGAAUCGCAACAACGACGAAACAACACAUUCUUCAAGUUCGUCAAGAUUCCUAAUGCUACGCACGCUGGCAUUGUCAUCGAGGAACAUGCACUCCGUAGGGUCAUGGCUGAGAUUCUACAAGCUAAUAAUAGCUAAUAAAGAGUUGUCAUGUGUUUUUCU